UGCGGUGAAUAAAACGUUAUUGCUUUUAAGAGAAAUGGAAUCCAUUUCCAAGGCCUGUAAGAAGCUCAUGUUUUUCCCGCCAUAUCAACUAAUUAAAAAACAUGUUUAUUCAAUGCAAUCUUCUUCAUCUUUGCUUAAUGAAUUCACCGCCUACUGUCACCAAAGAGACCUUCCCAGAGCCAUGAAUAUCUUAUCAAUUAUGCACACACACAAUAUAUAUGCAGAUUCUGUCACCUACUCCGAGCUCAUCAAAUGUUGCAUCUCCCGAGGCGCUAUUCGUGAAGCUAAAAUUGUCCACAAUCAUGUUUUCUCAAAUGGGUACAGACCCAUGACAUUUCUUAUCAAUGUUUUUGUCAGUAUGUAUGUCAAGUUUAAUCUUCUGGAUGAUGCACAAAAACUGUUUGAUCAAAUGCCUGAAAGAAAUGUGGUAUCGUGGACGACAAUGAUUGCGGCUUUUACUAAUGUUAGGGAUUAUGACAAGGCUAUUGGGUUUUUGAUUUUAAUGCUUAGGGAUGGGGUUAGGCCUAAUAGUUAUACUUUUUCUAGUGUUUUGAGGGCAUGUUGUAAGUUGUCAGAACUUAGACAAAUUCAUUGUGGUAUAGUUAAGUAUGGGUUGGAGUCUGAUGUGUUUGUGAGAAGUGCUUUGGUUGAUAUAUAUUCGAAAUGGGGUGAUCUGGUGAAUGCUGAGCGGGUUUUUUCUGAAAUGCCUACGGGAGAUCUCGUUGUUUGGAACUCUAUCAUUGGUGCGUUUGCUCAGAAUAAUGAGGGAGAUGAAGCUUUGAGUCUUUUUAAGAAAAUGAAAAGAUGUGGUUUUUCAGCUGAUCAAGCAACUCUAACUAGUACUCUGAGAGCCUGCACAGGAUUGGCGUUAUUGGAACUUGGACAACAAAUCCAUGUUCAUGUACUAAAGUUUAAUCAAGAUUUAACUCUUAAUAAUGCACUUAUGGAUAUGUAUUGCAAAUGCGGCAAUUUGGAAGAUGCACAACGUGCUUUUAGUCGGAUGUUAAAUAAGGAUGUUAUCUCGUGGAGUACCAUGAUCAUGGGUUUAGCACAAAAUGGGUUUAGUCAGAAGGCUCUGGAAAUGUUUGAAGCAAUGAAAAAGGCGGGUAUUCGACCAAACUAUGUCACAAUUCUUGGUGUUCUAUUUGCUUGUAGCCAUGCUGGACUUGUAGACAAAGGGUUGUACUACUUUAAUUCAAUGCAAAAACUUUUUGGUAUUGAACCUGGAAGAGAGCAUUAUGGUUGUGUCAUUGAUCUUCUUGGAAGAGCUGGAAAGCUUGAUGAGGCCAUUAAGAUGAUCCAUGACAUGAAAUCAGAACCUGAUGCGGUUACAUGGAGAGCGUUGCUUGGCUCAUGCAGGGUUCACCAAAACAUUGAUCAUGCAGUUUAUGCUGCCAAACAAAUUCUGGCCUUGGAUCCUGAUGAUGCAGGAACCUACAUACUUUUAUCCAAUCUUUAUGCAAAGUCUCAGAUGUGGGAAGAUGUUGCAAAAGUGAGGAAGAUAAUGAGAGACAAAGGAGUCAUGAAGGAACCGGGAUGUAGCUGGAUUGAAGUGAAUAAAAAAGUACAUGCUUUCGUUUUAGGAGACAAUUCAAAUCCACAACUAGAUGAAGUGAUUAGAGAAUUAAAUAAGCUAAUCCUUAGAUUAAAGCAAGUGGGUUAUGUUCCAGAUACAAAUUUUGUUUUACAUGAUCUUGAAGGGGAACAAAUGGAAGACUCUCUCCUUUAUCACAGUGAAAAGCUGGCAAUCAUGUUUGGCAUGAUGUACUCAGUAAAGGGGAAGGCUAUCAGGAUUAGAAAAAAUCUCAGGAUAUGUGGGGAUUGCCAUGUUUUUACAAAACUUUUGUCCAAGAUUGAGGAUUGUUACAUUGUUAUCAGGGACCCAAUUCGUUACCAUCAUUUCCGAGAUGGAAUUUGUUCAUGUGAGGAUUUCUGGUAGCAUCGUAUGAGGAUCACUGGAUUUUAACUAACCAUACAGAUACUAGCACGGGUAUCAUUGAGGAUUAUUACAUACUUACAUCAUUAUUAGGGACCCCAUUCAUCACCAUCAUUUCAGUGAUGAAUUUUACUUAUGUGAGGAACUGAGGAUUUAUGGUAGCCUUGGAUAAGAAUUACCGGAUUUUAACUAACCAUACAGAUACUCACUAUGGGUGCUUAAACCCUGCUGUGGAUUAGUCUGGGCUGCUUGGUGAAGUUAUUUAACCAAGCUACCAGAAGCACAAAAGUAACAUUAUCAACAAGUGAUAUGUCAAGGCUGGAGGCAAAACCUAGACAUAAGUUUAAUUUUACAGGUUAUCGAGGUUUCACCCAACUUUUGCAAGAUAAAUGGAUAUCUAGGAUUGCACAUUUCUUUCUCUACUGCUAAACUGGUGGAUAAUCCAAAAAUGAUUUUGCUGUGUUUUUUAAA
Messenger RNA from Daucus carota subsp. sativus, 2407 nucleotides. Its product is annotated as pentatricopeptide repeat-containing protein At2g03880, mitochondrial. The record is from RefSeq and is a predicted model, not a curated record. The transcript has a single exon. Gene Ontology annotation, molecular function: protein binding; zinc ion binding. NCBI's taxonomy places the organism in Eukaryota, Viridiplantae, Streptophyta, Magnoliopsida, Apiales, Apiaceae. The coding region runs from base 35 to 1939 and encodes 634 amino acids.